UAGACAGAGGCUCGCAGAGGGAGGGUUUAGGUCCAAACGGUGCGUUUCUUUCCUUUCAGCCUCCAAUGCAACUGAAACUAAAAAAAAAAACCAUUAGAAAAGAAGAAGAAGAAGAAGAAGAAGAAGUGAGAAAGAGAAAUCUUGGGAAAAAAAACAGAGGAAAACCCAGUAAUGGAAACCCAAUCGGACGGUAACAAAGAAACGGCGAUAUCUACGAUCAAGGAUUUGCGUCAACAACUCCAAUCUCGCGCUCAGUCUCAGCGAACCGCUCAGCUUGAGCUCCUCGCAUCUCUCCAAGCCCAGCUGGUCCCCAACAUAGUCUCCUCCAUCGAUCUCUCCCUCCAAGUUGUCUCUUCCUUCAACAACCGGCCUUUCGCUCCCACUCCUCCUCUUCCUCAGCCUAAACCCAACCCUAGAAAAACCCUUGAACCAAGCCGCGCUUUAACCCCUGAAACCCAAACAACCAAGCAACAACCUUUUGCUGAACCCAGACCCACCGAUCCCAAGGCCCAGAAUGCAAAACCGAUUUCUGAUUCAAACAACCCAGUUCGUCAACCGGAUGCCGAACAAUUCAGCCCCAUUGAUGAGAGUGGAAGCCCGUUAUCGGUGGUUCGGUCAAUGGUGGCGGUUUGCCUGCUGGAAAGGGUACCAUUUUCGCCAAUUGAUUCAUCGACGGUGUUGAGGAAGCUCGAGAACGACCAGACCGCAACGCCGGCUGAGAAGGCGGCUUUGCGUGAGGUAGGAGGCGAGUCGGGGGCUAUAUUGGCGGUGGAGAUGGCGCUGAGGUCAAUGGCGGAGGAUAACCGUGGCGUGGAAUUGGAGGAGUUUGUGGUGAGUGGAAAGUCUCGGGUUAUGGUUUUGGCAAUUGAUAGGACUCAGCUGCUAAAGGAAUUGCCUGAAAGCAGCGCGCAGUUUCAGCAGCAGGAUUCAAGUAUAAGUUUUGCUGAUUGGAAUGCCAAUCAGAAUCAAAAUCAGAAUCAGCAGCAAGUAGUAACUAGUGGAGUUGAUAUCAAUGGUGGAGUGUUUGGAAUGUCAGUGCCAGUUCCAAGGGCAAUGCCGGACAUAUGGAUGGGACCUAACGACCCCCACAUGUCCGGGUUGCCGCCGAUGUUUCCAGGGAGUGGACCGCCGCCAGGUGCGUUGAUGGGUCCGAGGGGUGGGCCUAGAGGAGGAGCUAUGAGCAUGAUGGGGAUGCCUAGGGGGAUAGGUGUUCCUCCAUUGCAUAGACCUCCAAUGGGACCAAAUUCGGGAAUAGGAGGCAAUGCAAUGAAAAUGAGCACUGAGGAGGAUGAUAUGAAGGAUCUUGAGGCAUUGUUGAAUAAGAAGUCUUUUAGAGAAAUGCAAAAAUCAAAAACUGGUGAGGAGCUGUUGGACCUCAUCCACCGGCCCACUGCAAAGGAAACUGCUGUGGCUGCAAAGUUUAAAACUAAAGGUGGUUCCCAAUUGAAACACUACUGCUCGUCCCUAACGAAAGAAGAUUGCCGACGACAAUCUGGUUCGUUUAUGGCGUGUGAGAAGGUUCAUUUUCGGCGAAUCGUUGCUCCGCAUACUGAUAUCAAUUUAGGGGAUUGUUCUUUUCUGGAUACAUGCCGUCAUAUGAAGACUUGCAAGUAUGUUCAUUAUGAGCUCGAUCCAACACCAGAUGUAUCACCCAUGAUGGGGGCUGCAGCUCUUGGACCUCCCAAAUCACUGAAGCCUCAGCGUGCUGAAUAUUGUUCAGAAGUGGAACUUGGUGAACCACAAUGGAUUAAUUGUGAUAUCCGUACAUUUAGAAUGGACAUUUUAGGGCAGUUUGGAGUCAUAAUGGCAGAUCCACCAUGGGAUAUUCAUAUGGAAUUGCCAUAUGGGACAAUGGCUGAUGAUGAAAUGCGCAAUCUUAAUGUACCUGCACUGCAGACUGAUGGUCUGAUUUUUCUUUGGGUCACUGGACGAGCAAUGGAGCUUGGACGUGAAUGUUUAGAACUUUGGGGGUACAAGCGUGUUGAAGAGAUUAUAUGGGUGAAAACUAAUCAACUUCAGCGGAUAAUCAGAACAGGGAGGACAGGCCAUUGGCUGAAUCAUAGUAAGGAGCAUUGCCUCGUUGGAAUAAAGGGGAAUCCAGAAGUAAACAGGAAUAUUGAUACUGAUGUCAUAGUUGCUGAGGUCAGAGAGACAAGUCGUAAGCCAGAUGAGAUGUAUCCUAUGCUAGAGAGAAUUAGUCCCCGGACAAGGAAGCUGGAAUUGUUUGCUCGAAUGCACAACACUCAUGCAGGGUGGAUGUCACUGGGGAACCAAUUGCAAGGAGUACGACUGGUUGACGAAGGCCUGAGGGCAAGGUUCAAGGCUGCUUACCCAGAUGUGGAGGUGCAGCCUGCAUCCCCUCCCAGGGCUUCUGCUAUGGAAGUAGACGCCGGUGCUGCUCCGAUCAGGAGUCCAUUUUCAGUAACAGAACCAAAAUCCUCGGCUACCCAAUUCACAGAUUCGGCAGCUCUAGGUGCAGCCUAUGCUGCCUCUGAAGACAAGCCGAUGCCUUCAGAUGUUGAUAUGGUUAACUAAUUUAGUUUGAAAGAGGUUCUAUCAUCAUCAUUUUUGUCCCAUUUGUGUAUUUAAUUUCAAUGGAACUAAAAAAAAAGAAAAAAAGAAAAAAGGGGUACAGUUUCAAGGGGCCAAAGUCGGGCUAUCUGUGUAUUAUACAUGAGUAUUGAUUAAGCAUGUAAAAUUUUAUCUUUUGCCAUGUUUAAGAUGCUAGCUGGUUCUUUUGCUGC
Ziziphus jujuba (common jujube) is the source of this 2744-nucleotide messenger RNA. RefSeq names its product N6-adenosine-methyltransferase MT-A70-like. Bases 172 to 2535 code for a protein of 787 amino acids. NCBI's taxonomy places the organism in Eukaryota, Viridiplantae, Streptophyta, Magnoliopsida, Rosales, Rhamnaceae. Gene Ontology annotation, cellular component: RNA N6-methyladenosine methyltransferase complex. The transcript has 7 exons. The record is from RefSeq and is a predicted model, not a curated record.